Archocentrus centrarchus (flier cichlid) is the source of this 4524-nucleotide messenger RNA. It is a transcript of the gene pde11a, whose product is annotated as phosphodiesterase 11a. Gene Ontology annotation, molecular function: protein binding; 3',5'-cyclic-nucleotide phosphodiesterase activity. Gene Ontology annotation, biological process: signal transduction. The coding region runs from base 350 to 3106 and encodes 918 amino acids. The transcript is spliced from 20 exons. The record is from RefSeq and is a predicted model, not a curated record. Lineage: Eukaryota; Metazoa; Chordata; Actinopteri; Cichliformes; Cichlidae.
CGCACACCGACAGUAACGCUCCGUAGUUGCUGUUUGUUGUCUUUUCAAAGCCCGUGGCAGUCAAGGCGAGCAUCAGUUUGCUGCCACAAUGCUUAACCUAGAUCUGCUUAAAUGGUCUUAAAUUGAGUAAACGCCGUGGAGAUGCUGUGGAAGAACAUGCUGGUGCGCAAAGGAAGUCUCCAUCACCACAGAGUGGAACUGGAAAUGUAGCCGGAGCUCCAGGUCUGCUCCAAGCAUUAUGCACCUUGGAAGUUGUUCUCGCCUUCAUUCCUCAGUAAAGGUUCAUAGAUGGUAUUUCUCUGCGCGACUUCGUGGAUUUGGUUCUCUGAGGACCAGCUGAAGAACAGACAUGGCAGUGUCAAAUAUGGUGUUCUCUGACGUGGAAAGUUUUCUGGACUCGCAUCCCGAGCUAUUCGAGGAUUACCUGAACAGAAAGGGGAAUUAUAGCAUGGUAGAGAAAUGGCUCAAGAAUCACCAGGCGAGCAAAAGUCCAACGGCUUCAGCUCCAGCCGAGGCAAGAGAGGAGAAGAGCAACCCGUAUAAGGACAGCUGGGCGAGCAAAUGUGACGGUUUGCAACGGAGAGCGUCUCAGAAGGAGCUGCGUAAAACUUUCGCCAGAUCCAAGGCCAUCAAUGUCAACAGGACAUACGACGAACAUGUUAAUUCCAGGGCGCAGGAGCCGCUGACCAGCAUGAGGAGGAGAGCAUUGCUGAGGAAAGCGAGUUCUCUGCCCCCGACCACUGCGCACAUACUGAGCGCGCUGCUGGAGUCCAGAGUCAACAUCCCCCAGUACCCCUCCACAGCCGUGGAUUUUAAAUAUUACCUCAAAGAACAUAACGAGCGAGAGUUUUUCCUGGAGCUUGUAAAAGACAUAUCCAACGACUUGGACCUAACGAGUCUUAGCUACAAAAUCCUCGUAUUUGUUUGUAUUAUGGUCGAUGCAGACCGGUGCUCCUUGUUCUUAGUGGAGGGAACGGGCAACAAGAAAACGCUAGUGUCCAAAUUCUUUGACGUGCACGCAGGUACCACAGUUUUGCCCUCAAUGAAUUCAGAUGAAGUGCAAGUGCCGUGGGGAAAAGGGAUCAUUGGUUAUGUAGCCGAACACGGGGAGACAGUGAACAUCCCUGACGCUUAUCAGGAUCGUCGAUUCAGCGAUGAAAUUGACAAGCUGACAGGGUACAAAACCAAGUCACUGUUGUGCAUGCCUAUUCGCAACAGUGAUGGAGAGAUCAUUGGAGUUGCUCAGGCCAUUAACAAGACUUCAAGUGGAGAACUCUUCACUGAAGACGAUGAGAAGGUGCUGCAGAUGUACCUGCCCUUCUGUGGUAUUGCGAUCUCCAAUGCCCAGCUCUUUGCUGCGUCAAGGAAGGAGUAUGACAGGAGUCGGGCACUCCUGGAAGUAGUCAAUGACCUGUUUGAAGAACAGACUGACCUGGAGAAGAUUGUCAGGAAGAUCAUGCACCGUGCCCAGACAUUGUUAAAGUGCGAGCGCUGCUCUGUUCAGUUGCUGGAGGACAUUGAGUCACCGGUUGUGAAGUUCACUAAGUCGUUUGAGCUGCUCUCCCCUAAGUGUAGUGCAGACACUGAAAGCAGUUUCAAAGACAGCAUGGAGAAAUCAUCUUAUUCAGACUGGCUCAUCAACAACAGCAUUGCAGAGCUGGUGGCUUCCACAGGACUGCCUGUAAACAUUAGUGAUGCCUAUCAGGAUCCUCGCUUUGAUGCUGAGGCAGACCAGUUCUCUGACUUCCAUAUCCGCUCUGUGCUUUGUGUCCCUAUAUGGAACAGCAAUCACCAAAUUAUUGGUGUGGCCCAAGUGCUGAACAGGCUUGAUGGGAAACCCUUCGAUGAUGCAGAUCAGCGUCUCUUUGAGGCAUUUGUGAUCUUUUGUGGAUUGGGCAUCAACAACACCAUCAUGUACGACCAGGUGAAGAAGUCGUGGGCCAAGCAGUCAGUGGCUUUGGAUGUUUUGUCGUACCAUGCCACUUGCUCCAAGACUGAAGUUGACAAAUUCAAGGCUGCUAACAUCCCCCUGGUCUGCGAGCUGGGCAUCGAUAAGCUCUCGUUUGAUGAUUUCUCUCUGGACGUUGAUGCCAUGAUAACAGCAGCUUUGAGAAUGUUUAUGGAAUUGGGAAUGGUGCAGAAAUUUAAGAUCGACUAUGAGACACUGUGCAGAUGGCUGCUGACUGUAAGAAAAAACUACAGAAUGGUUCUCUAUCACAACUGGAGACAUGCAUUCAACGUCUGCCAGUGCAUGUUUGCCAUGCUGACGACAGCAGGUUUCCAGGAGACUCUGACAGACGUGGAGAUCUUAGCCCUUAUAGUAGGUUGUGUGUGCCAUGACUUGGACCACAGGGGCACCAACAAUGCUUUUCAGGCAAAGACAGGCUCAGCUCUCGCUCUGCUUUAUGGGACCUCUGCUACACUGGAGCACCACCACUUCAACCAUGCUGUCAUGAUCCUGCAGAGUGAGGGUCACAAUAUCUUCUCCAACCUCUCGUCCACAGAAUACAGUGACCUCAUGCAGCUGCUGAAACAGUCCAUUCUGGCCACAGACCUCACACUUUACUUUGAGAAUAGAAACAUGUUCUUUGAGCUGGUCAGCAAUGGAGAGUACAACUGGAAUGUGAAGGCACAUAGAGACAUGUGCAGAUCCAUGAUGAUGACAGCAUGCGAUCUCGGUGCUGUUACCAAGCCCUGGGAAAUAUCGCGAAAGGUGGCUGAGCUGGUGACGAGCGAGUUCUUUGAGCAAGGCGACAGAGAGAGAUUGGAGCUGAAACUCACACCCUCUGCCAUUUUUGACCGAAACAGGAAGGAUGAGUUGCCAGGGCUUCAGCUGGAAUGGAUUGAUGGAAUCUGCUCUCCGCUGUACGAGACUCUGGUCAAGUUGAAUCCUAAACUUCACCCGAUGCUUGACAUGAUCAAAGCUAACAGGGCCAACUGGGAGGAACUGAACAGGAAGAGACAACGUGGCCAGAGUGUUUCUGCACCCGCGAGCCCCUGCAGUGGUGACAGCACAGAAACCAGUGGCUGCACCGUGGCCAAAACUGGCAGCACACCCUGCUGCAGCGGCAGUGCUGACGGAUCACCAUCUAAAGCAACUAGUUAGUUUCUGCUGCUGAGCUUCUGAGCUGAUUUCCCAGGCUUAUUUCCUCCUAAAUGCAGCCUGCAAAAGAGGAAGUGCAGUGCAUGCAGAGAUUCUUGGGCUCUGCUCCUGAUCGCUUUUUUGCUACUAGAGAUGAGCUUCAGACUUGAGUGUGGCACUAUCAUAGAGGUUUUUCUGCUGCCUUCAGAUUCCCCGUGCUGAAGGGUGACAGAGCUGUGUUUGGCAAGCUUGUCGGAGCAGCCACAAAUCAGCUGAUGACACCACGUGAGAAAGGAAACUCAAACCACUGUGUCAACAUGUCAGCCAGUGAGCUAACACCAACUGUUUCAUGGCGGUGUACAGAUUUUCAGCAAAGGCAUGGAGAAAAUAGGAGAGGAAUGUUUGUCUUUGCUGUGGUUUGUUUUGCUUUUGGCACCCCCUUACUGCUCACUUUUCUGUCCAGAGUAAAAGAUUUAUUUAUUUAUUUUGUAAAUCUGUAAAUAGGCUAUUAAGUUAUUGAAAAGAAUAAGGAUUGGUUUUGAUUGUAAUGUGGGUGUAGAAUUUCUAAAGGCCUAAAGGGGUGUAGGAACAAAAAGGACCUGUGACAAUGCUUGCAAUGCAAAUUGAAUUCCUGCUCCCUCUCUUCCUGUGCCUUGUUUUAGGAUCCUAAUGAAAAAUGCAUGGCCUCCUUGCUGAGGCUCUUAGAUAAUAUGGAAAUCCAUGUUGAACCAUGGUGUAUUUUUUGCCAUAAAAACCAAUGACUGCAGUUAAUGUCUUGACCCCCCAUAAACAGAAAUAUAUUUUGCCCAGUUUUAUAAAUGCUGGGCACACACACACACACACACACACACAAUGUGCCUUGAUGAAGCUGUUCUGAUAUCACAUUACCUAAAAUAAAAUAUUAUUUAAUAUCAAAAGCCAUGGUUGGACAUUUUAACAACUAGCCCUUUUUUUUUUUUUGCUAAUAGCCAAUCCGUUUGAUCGGAAGAUCCUUAGCAUUCAUGGUUAUUGAAUUGAAGGCUUCAUCCAGCAGGUGAUUAGAGCUUAGAUUAGCAUAAAAACUACAAACAUGGGAAAGCAGUGAAUAUGGCUGUUUAUCCUUGUUUAUUGUCUUUAUGCAAACCUGUCUGUAGCAGUUAAGGGUAUUUACUAAAAUAUGAAAUGUUUUAAUCUAAUUUCAGCCUUUUCUAAAGUUCACAAAGGCUACCAACUGCAUGAUGCUUUUCACAAAAAAUCUCCAGACCCCCAAGACAAUAACAUGACAUGUAGUCAAAUACAUUUAUUUAGAUUAGAGCUCAUUUAUUACUGUAUUUUUUGGGACCUAUAUGAAUAAUGAGGAAGUAAAAAUUUCCAUCACUGAUAUAUUGAGAAUCCCACUUGACUCCACACUUAGUCUGUAUAUAAAAGAUGGACGUAGCCCUCAUUGAGUCAUCCAUUAGUUA